UAUAAUUUUUACGCGAUUUUUAUAUUUUCAAUUUUUUCUUAUUUUUGUAUACUCGAACAUAUUUAUAAAGAAUUGUGUUAUCUGUUUUUAUUGCACAUUCCUUCGGUAUAAAUUAUUAAAAAAAAAAAAUUUUAACUAAUGUCAGUAAAAACGUGACUUUGAUAUUUUACUGUGCGAAAUACUUUUUUUAUUACAUUUAAUAUAUGGGAAAAAAAUAAUAGCAGAGAUACGUGUUUUUUGAAUUUUAACUGCUUUACAUAUAAAGAUACACGAAGAGUAGGUGGCGUCGCAUAUGUAUAUUGAUUGUGUGCGUGGGGUGGCCGGCAAAAGCGAGGUAAAAGGCCGACAAAUGCCAGGAUAGUAACGGUUUUUUCAUGUUCGUCAAAAAUUUACCUGGCUUGAAAAAAACGUUCAGCAUGAAAAGGAGAUGAUGCCAACUACCUCCUAUCCAUCGGGGACUUCCAACGAUGGGUCCGAGUGGGACACGUUGAUGGAAGUUCAUCACGAACCCAUAGAAAAGAAUUAUGAAUUGCUUGAGGAAAUCGGCAAAGGUCAAUUUGCAGUGGUUCGAAAAUGUGUAGAAAUAAAAAGCGGGGCCGUUUACGCGGCAAAAAUAAUGAGAAAAAGAAGAGUGGCUCGUGGAGUAGCAACAGCUGACAUUGCAAGAGAAGCUGGACUAUUGGCUAGAUUAAGGCAUCCUAAUAUAGUUUCGUUGCACAAAGUUAUAGACACUGGUAAAACGGUAGUAUUGCUUUUGGAAUUGAUUUCUGGAGGCGAACUAUUUCAUUGGUCACCACCUAAUGAAUCUGAAGCAGCUCAUGUGGUUCGCCAAGUGUUAAUGGCGUUAAGUCAUUUGCACUCGCAUCAAGUGGCUCAUCUUGAUAUUAAACCAGAGAAUAUUCUUCUAUUUACACCUCCACCCAUGCCUAAUAUAAAAUUAAUAGAUUUAGGUUUGUCGCUUCGAUUGACACCUGGAUCACAGCAUCGUGCACUUUUUGGAACACCUGAAUUCGUAGCACCGGAAAUUGUCAACUACGAACCAUUGUGUUUAGGAACAGAUUUAUGGGCUGUUGGUGUAUUAACGUAUAUUCUUCUAACUGGCGCCUCUCCUUUUUUGGGCGAUGACAAACAGGAGACAUAUUCAAAUGUAGCAGCGUGUAAUUAUCAAUUUGAUGAAAAUUUCUUCUGCAAAGUGUCCGAAGUCGCCAAGGAUUUUAUUCGUUCGUUAUUAAUUAAAAAUCCAAAAGAACGAGGGAGUGCGGAGUUGUGUUUAACGCAUCCUUGGAUUCUCACGGAAACGAAAGCUUCUCAAGGUCUCAGUGGAGCAAUGAUCAGUACUGUUAAGAGAGGAUGUGUUGAAGCGGUUUCGCAACUUCUUCAGCAAGGCGCCCCAUUGGAUGUUAAAGACUCGAAAGAUGAGACACUUCUGCAUAUUGCCUGUGAAUGUGGUGAUGAGGGAAUGACUGCACUUCUUAUCGAUAGUGGAAUAGAAUUGGAUGUAGCCAAUAAACAGGGACUGACUCCGUUGCAUAUUGCUGCUAGAAAUGGUUACAUCGACCUUGUAAGACUGCUCUGCAUUGCUGGUUGCGAUGUUAAUAAAACAAAUCACGGUAUUCGAGCGGAUAUAACUGCUAUUAAACAUGGCCACACAGAGAUUGCGAAUUUAUUAGAUAAAUUAAGAAACCUAGCUCAACGCGAGAUGUAUAUAAAGCAAUUAAAACCUACUCAUAGGCCAAUAGAUCGUCUUCAUAUUAGAUUUUUAGGUCAUUGUGCAUCUGGUAAAACAUCGUUAAUCAAUUCUUUGAGAUCUGGAAUUUUUAGUUUUGGAUUUUUCCGCAGAUCGAAAAGUCAAAAUUAUAAUUGUAAGAGAGAUCCAAGCAUCGAAUUGGACGUGACGAGUAAACACGGUUCUUUGAGUUUCGAACACAGCGACAACGAGUACGAAAGCACUUUAGGUGUUGAAUGUAGCAAGGGAAAUGUCGGUGGCGAUUGUAUUUUCUGGGAACUUUGUGGACGUGAAGAAUUUCUCGUGUCUUAUCAUCAAGUUCUAACUUUCAAUCAGCCAGCGGUGCAUCUUAUAACGAUAAGUCUCCGUGAGCCUUUGACCGUUCAAGUACAACAAGCUAGAUUUUGGCUUCGUUUCAUCAUGGAUCGUAUUCCACCGAAAAAUAUUGGAUUUGCAGGAAAAUGUGGAGAAGUUAAAGUUAUUUUAAUUGGAACAUAUGCGCCAGAGGCGUUAACGUCAAAUUCAAAUGGAGUCAAUCUUCUUGGACCAUUGUUGCCUUGCUUAAAAGAAUUUACGCCAAUUUUAGGAGAAGAACCAUUAAUGGUUGUUUUAGAUGCAACAAAUCCAUCAAGUCCUGGCUUAAAAAUUCUUAGAACUUAUUUACAUAAUGCGAGAACUGAAUUUUUUGAGGAUGGACCGGACGUUGCAGAAAGUUUUCUUCAUCAUGACACACUGCGCGCAGCGGCCAAGUACGUGCCUCUGGCGAAUCUUGACAAACAGGGUGCAAUGGUGUGGACAGGUCUUGCUGAAGCAUGGAGGACUCAUGUACAAUCACUUGAGGAACCGCCAAUAAUGUAUAAUUUGUCAGAAUUUUUAACGGAUGUUCGAAAAGUUAAUCCCCUCGUUUCUUUGGAGCAUUGCAAACAUUUGGCACAACAAUUACAAGCUUUAGGUGAAUGCUCAUUACUACCGGGCGAUUUACUUGUUCUUAAUCCCGAAUGGCUUUGGCGUGAUGUUAUUGGAUGGCAAUUGAAUCCUGAUCAACGUGGUCGACUCGGUGGACGAACAACUGGAGUUUAUGCAAUUGAAGAUUUUCAAGCAAGAUGUCCUUGUCCCGCUAAUCAAGCUCUCAAUAUUUUGCAAGCCAUUAAUCUUUGCAUUUCUUGUGAAGUCGAAGACAAUGAAUUGGAAUACGAACUUCCAUGCUUAAAUCUCAUUGAGAGGUUACCAGGUUUAUGGGAACCUUGGAAAUCUUGCUCGGCACUCCUACCGCACGCUGGACUUCGUCUUUGUCCAGGAGAAGCUCGACUUUAUCAUCUUUCACCUAUUUUUCCACAUUUACAGGUCCAGUUAAGAAAAAUAGCACAGUCAUUGGAUCCAAAUGAAUCGGAUUUAUAUCAAUGGUGGCGAGGUUCGAAAAUGUGCAUUGGACCGUGUGAGAGUAUGAUCACCUUAGAGGAAGAGGAUCAAGGAUAUAUUGAGGUUCGAGUAAGAGGACCAAGAGGUUCAGGAGCCAAAUGUUUUUCUCUUAUCAAUAUAAUAAUUGACGCUAUUGAAUCAUCACUCGAAACUGUUGCGCCAGGAAUGAUUCUCGAGAGACACUGGCUCAGUCCUAGUCAAUUACGUGAUUACGAUGAGGUUAUUCACUCUUGGGAACCGGCUUCAAUUCUGUCGUCAUUAAUGGAACGAAGUUUUGUGGAGGUUUGUUUGAAAAAUCCGUUUAAUGGUAAACAGGAAAAUAUCUGGGAUAUUAUUGGCUGUGGAUUAGUUUUAUCGGAUAAUUGCAUUCCGGGACCGAGACAAAUAGUGAAAAGCAUUAAACCGGGAGUUCAAAGGCGAUUGGCUCAAUUACUUGAUCCACCGGAUCCACAGGGACGAGACUGGUGCUUAUUAGCCGUCAGACUUGGAUUGGGAGAUCGAGUUGCACAAUUUGACAGUACAAUCAAUAGUCCAACUCUCAGGCUUCUCGGUUCAGCGGGAGCUGAUUGUACAGUGGGAUCUCUAGUUCGUGAGCUUCGCGCUCUCGGCAGAGAAGACGCGGCUCAUCUUUUAUUGUCUUAUACACCAACAUACGUCCAGUUAACUUCGCAGGGCUCCGAGACUGGUUCUGAUCUUUCGAGAUGACCAUCUUGCCCACGUCGAUAACAAAAAGCAAUUUCUAUAUUUACAAUAAGCGAAAAUUAUACUCGAAAUAAUCUCAACAACAACAACUUAAACAAUUCUCCAUUUUUUCGUAUGUAAAAAAUUAAUAUUUGCAAACAAAAUCUUCAUCAAUCAUAUUUAUAUAUAAAAAUAUUAUGGGGGCAUUUUUUUACAUCAAGUUUCGUACUUUUUAAAUAUUGUCUUAAUAACAAAUUAUUCGUAUCUCUUUUUGCGUAAAUGACGUCAUUUUAGCCGUCAAUAUUGGAGAACGACCACUUUAACGAUACCAAAGUUGCCAUGUAUUUUUUUUUCAAAAAAAAUGGCAAUUACGAAUUAAAAAGGUGCUGCAGUUUUUGAAAUCGUUAUACGCUUUCAUGACAUUCUCGACUUUUUACAAUUAUUAGAAUUAUUAUUAUUUAAUUAAUAUUAAUGAUAAUUAUGUAAAUAUAAGUAUAUUUUUAAUUAUAUUUGUCAUUAUAGGGUCAGUUGGGGUAAAUGGGGACAAAAUCGCUAUUUUUCACAAAUUAUGUAAGUUUUUUCCUCUAAAGGGAAAUAUUUGCGGGUUUAUUUUUUUUAAGUUGUUAUUUAUAUUCCCAGGAUUAAUUUCAUGCAGCAAAAAAAAAUUUAGAAAAACUUUAAAUGCCUGGAAUUGACUGUCCCCAUUUACCCCAAAAUUUAGAAAAUUUCACAAAAUUUGGGGUAAAUGUGGACAGAAUAGUUUCUAAGAAAUUUUUAAGAAAAAAGUUUCCUUAAGUAUAUUACUGUAUUAAGGGACGAAAAAAAUUGAAAAAAAUUAUAGUAGACAUAUAAUAAUUGAACCAAUUGAAAUUUUUUUAUUUUUUUUUAUUUUCGUAUUUUGUCUCGCAUUUAAAAGAAAACAGAUUUAAAAAUCAUACCAAAUUUUUUUUCUUAUUCCUUAUGACUCACAUAACAUAAAUUCAGUUGAAUUUUUGAUUUUUAUCACUUUGGUUUGUUAUCAAUCUAGGCUAAGGACUGGCAGCAGUAUUCACAACGAACAAUAUUUGGGAGUGAAUAUUGUGGCGUGUUUAAAAAUGUGAGUUGGCAUUAACUUAAAAAUCGCAGAUGGAGAGAAAAGUAAGCCUUUUCAUUUGUUAAAUAAAUAAAUAAAUUAACAACAAUAAACAAUGACAAUAAAACUCUUAUCUAGUAAUAGGUAAAAAAUUUCUUUGAUGCUUCUUUAAUGAAUUGUAAUCUCGUUAUGAAAUUACUAUAAAAAAGUAACAUUUUAUUUAACAAAAAAUUUUCUUUUUUAACGCUCUUGUUGGAUUUUUUACCUUUACUUUAUUAUUUCUACGUAAACUUCGCAUUGUAUGCCCUUUAAAGCUGCAAUAAAAUGAAAAAUAUUUGGAUUUGCCUUGUAAAAUAAGGCAUUAAACUUAGAAUGGAAGCAUUCACAGUUAUUGGUGGUUCGUGUAAUGCUAUUCGAAAAUUCAGCCCAAACAUUUAGAGGAAAAUCAGAAUUUAGAUCUACAUACCACUGUAAAAAAUAGUCACAAAAUUCGGUAACUCUCUCGUCACGUGGCAUUAUAGUCAUAAGAUCUUCUACAAAACAAUUUUCAUCAUCUUCCGGAGCUAAAAAUGGAAGUCCAAAAAAUAAUUUUAAAAAACUUCCAAUUAUUGAGUUUUCUCUUUUAUACUCCGGCACUAAAUUCAAAUUCUGAAUUUUCUUCCAUAAGUUUUGACUGAAGUGAAAGCGACAGCCUUUAAUUAUAAUAUUUGGGAAAACAUCUCGAAUUGUGUUGGCCAACUAUAAAAUGUCUCGGCUACAAAAACUAUAUCUAAAUCGCACAGAAAAGUUAAAUUUUUUGUUGUCGAAAAUAAAAUUAUAUUAUUAAUUUGAUCGUUACAUAAAAGACAGUUUUCGUCGUUAUUUGUUUUGACAUCAAUGUCAUUCAAACUUUCAUAUAACGAAUCGAUACAAUCUGGCAAUGUCGGAAUUAAUUUUCUUCUUG
Molecule: messenger RNA, 5841 nt
Organism: Leptopilina boulardi
Lineage: Eukaryota; Metazoa; Arthropoda; Insecta; Hymenoptera; Figitidae
Product: death-associated protein kinase 1-like
Exons: 21
Coding region: 428-3850 (1140 amino acids)
Biological process (GO): positive regulation of apoptotic process; intracellular signal transduction; protein phosphorylation
Cellular component (GO): nucleus
Molecular function (GO): protein serine/threonine kinase activity; ATP binding; protein binding
Source: RefSeq, a predicted model, not a curated record